Molecule: messenger RNA, 1058 nt
Organism: Aedes aegypti (yellow fever mosquito)
Lineage: Eukaryota; Metazoa; Arthropoda; Insecta; Diptera; Culicidae
Exons: 2
Coding region: 114-890 (258 amino acids)
Source: RefSeq, a predicted model, not a curated record
AAUUGGAUUCGGCGUUGGCGCGGAAACUAUGAUCAGCUGUUGCAAUUUAGUGGUCGUUCUAUUUUUAUCCUAAUUUUACAUGGAAUUAGAAAAUUGAAAUUAAAUUUUACAACAUGAAUGGAACACCAGAAGAUCGUGUAAAAGCUGAACCAGAUGUGGAGGAGGAGAUUCCACGGUUUGUCGCAUCUUCGUCAGGCAUUCCCGCCUCUGUAGAGCUCGUAGAUCUUACCAACGACGAAUUCUUCAGCGAGUUCCAAAACUUCCUCGGCAACCUCAAAGAUCAUCGCAGUCAGGCCAGCAAAAAGCGAUCCCGUCAGCUGAAGCACGUUUCGGACGUGAUUGCACUGCAAGUAGCGCACAUUCAGCUGAUAAGUUUCUAUCAGGAGAUGUACGUUAGUUCCUUGUUCGGUAUCGACUUCCGGAACGUGAUGAUCUACGGGAGGAUAAUCCCCGGCACGGUCAAGCACGAGAACAACACACAAAUUUAUAAGCUGGACGAUGGGUCCGGCGUCGUGGAAGUUUUCUACGCACACGGGUUGAAACGGGAUUUAGAUAAUCUCACUGCAGUCCACACCUGCGAGAACAUCCUAACGACUCGCACCCCGCUCAACGAGGAACAGGUUCCGAAAGAUCCCCAGCAAGUGGCCGACCUUAAGCUACUCCUCGGGUUGGUAAAAACACGCUGCCAGCAACGGUUGCAGUAUUUUCCUUUAGGCACUCGGUGCUUCGCCAUUGGCCGGCCCUUUAUGAACCGUCACGAUCGGGUGUCGAUCUACGCUCACAGUAUGUGCGCCGAUGACGACAGGUCCGGCAGAUCGGCAGAAAUAUUCUGGAAGACCCAUCUGGCCCUGUGCUACGAGCAGAGGUACACAAGUGAUCUGUUUAGGUGAAGACUAAUUUACACGUUUAGAUUAGAAAUAGGUACACCACGAGUUUGUUAAUUUCAUGCAGAGGGAGGUUUACUCUUUUGAAAAGACAAUUUACACCGUAUUCAGCCAUAGGCUGCACAGACUGAACAUAACUAACAUAAGAAAACGGGCACACGGAACGACCAGUGG